This is a messenger RNA of Mya arenaria, 1558 nucleotides long. RefSeq names its product receptor-type tyrosine-protein phosphatase kappa-like. The record is from RefSeq and is a predicted model, not a curated record. Gene Ontology annotation, molecular function: protein tyrosine phosphatase activity. The transcript has 13 exons. Gene Ontology annotation, biological process: protein dephosphorylation. Lineage: Eukaryota; Metazoa; Mollusca; Bivalvia; Myida; Myidae. The coding region runs from base 1 to 1545 and encodes 514 amino acids.
AUGUCUACAUAUGCAGAUGACGACACCAGAGUGAAAUUGACGGGCGGAGAUACGGAUUUUAUCAACGCAAGCUUUGUAGAUGGAUACAGGCAAGAAAAUGAAUACAUUGCUUCUCAAGGUCCAACAGAUAACACCAUGCAAGACUACUCGGUGUUUUGGCGUAUGGUUUGGCAGCAGAAAGUGGGCAAGAUCGUCAUGCUUACCAAUUUAGUGGAAGACGGGAAACCAAAAUGCGACCAAUACUGGCCUGACCAUGGAAUCACUAAACAGUACAGCGAGAUAAACGUGACGUGUUUAACUGAAGACAUGUACGCCGACUUCGUGAUGAGAACGUUUUCAGUGAAAAUGGCUAAAGAGGGCAUGACAGUCCAACAGUUUCAUUUCACCAGCUGGCCGGACAAAGGGGUCCCCGAUGAUGUAACUUCCCUGGUCGAUUUCCGUCACAGGGUUCUACAAACAAAAUCGCCACUUUGUGGACCUACAAUCGUUCACUGCAGUGCUGGCGUUGGCAGGACGGGAACGUACAUAGCGAUGGACUUGUUGACGAGAGAGGGUGAAGCUGAAGGGUCCGUUGACAUUCAUGGUUGUGUCACAAAUAUCAGACAUCGACGUACACGUAUGAUCCAAACGGCAGAUCAAUAUGCUUUUCUGCACCACGCACUUGUUCACACGUUAGCGUUUGACAGUAAACCCGUUCAAACGGAGGGGUUUGCGAACUACGUGUCGGAUUCGGAGAACGAACAGAGGCUAAUCAAACAAUUCAAGCAACUGGAGAUUAGCAUGGAAAGAUCUGAAGAGGAGCAACAAGCAUCUGAAAGAAAUUCAGCCUUAAUAAAGUCCAACAGGGAGGGCGCUGACAUUCCAGGUAACUUGUACAGACCUAGGUUGCAUUUAGGAAAAGAACCGGGGCAUGAUUAUAUCAACGCCAUGUAUGUUAAUAGCUACAAACAACGGAAUCAUUUUGUACUAGCGAUGACCCCACUUGAAGAGACCGUGGCUGACUCUCUCUGUCUCACGAUGCAGGAAAAAGCCGCCUGCAUCGUCGAUAUGGGGAAAGAAUGCUCCUUGUACAUUCCUGAUCUUGACACACAGGCGCAGUUUGGUUUAUAUACAGUAGACAAUCUGCGACAGAAGUCAACAAUAUACAGUGUCAACAGGGUGCUUAGAAUAAGCUACAACGGCCAGGGAGGACCUUCUGAACAUACGGUAUCACACUACCAAGUUACGGCCUGGCAAGACAAUGUUAAUACUCCCGAAUCCGCAACUCACUUUUUGCAACUUGUCAAGGAAGUAGAGAUAAAGGCCGCAUCUGGAUCAGUCAUUAUGCAUUGCAAGACUGGUGGAGGACGCUGCGGCCUGUAUGCGGCUGUUUGGACGCUUCUGGAGAAAACAGGCAUAGAGCAUGAGGUUUCGGUGUUUAACACAAUUCGCCAGCUGCGGGCGAGACGGCCAAAUGCCGUAGUGACAACAGAGCAGUACGCAUUUUGUCACGAUUGUGUGUCCGAGUAUCUGCAAUCAUUCGACAUCUACUCCAAUUUCUCCUAGCAAUUUAAUAUUG